Aspergillus uvarum CBS 121591 is the source of this 2814-nucleotide messenger RNA. RefSeq names its product OPT family oligopeptide transporter. The record is from RefSeq and is a predicted model, not a curated record. Gene Ontology annotation, cellular component: fungal-type vacuole membrane. Lineage: Eukaryota; Fungi; Ascomycota; Eurotiomycetes; Eurotiales; Aspergillaceae. Gene Ontology annotation, molecular function: oligopeptide transmembrane transporter activity. Bases 1 to 2433 code for a protein of 810 amino acids. The transcript has 2 exons.
AUGGCGGGCGAUGCCUCCCCCAAUCCCUCGGGCCCAUAUCGCCAGGCCCCAGAGGCUUCGAUCCCAUCCACAAACGACGAUGGUGAUCCCAGCAGAUUCGGGGCGGAUCGCUCCUCGAGUCCCAGACUUCACCGACAGCCGUCAUCCGAGAUUUUCGCGGAGAGCUUCACCAUCCGUUCCUUGCUGGUGGGGAUCCUCAUCGGCGUUUUGAUCACCUUCUCGAACACCUACUUCGGCCUGCAGACGGGAUGGAUCAGUACAAUGGCCAUGCCUUCGGCCUUGAUCGGCUUCUCGGUCUUCAAGGUCUUCUCGAAGUACCUGGCCUACCCGUUCACCCCCAUCGAAAACGUCCUCAUACAAACCGUUGCGGGCGCGGUCGGCACAAUGCCCCUGGGGUGCGGCUUUGUGGGGGUGGUUCCUGCUCUGGAAUUCCUGAUCAAGGACGGACCCGAUGGGCCAUCGGGGGACGGUGGUACCGGGGAGGGUGGUCCGCUCAGGCUGGGUUUCGGAAAACUGGUGCUCUGGAGUCUCGGAGUGUGCCUGUUUGGCGUGGUCUUUGCCGUCCCCUUGAGGAAGGAAGUCAUUGUGCGGGAGAAGCUGAAGUUCCCCAGUGGUACCGCAUCGGCAUUGAUGCUUAAGGUGCUGCACGGGGGCGGCUGGCGCAGUGAGAAGACAGAGGCCCAGGCUAGUGAAGCUGGUGAGGCACAAAGGUUCCGAGAAGAAUUCGAGGCGCCCUUGUUGGCGCAACAACCGGACAAUGACCACGUGCUCGCCAAAGAUGAUCCGGCCGAUCUGGCAAGAGAUAGGGAAGAUUGGAGAGCCAAGAUGCGUCUCUUGGUGGGUGCGUUUGCCGUGUCCGGCGUAUAUACCCUGUUUUCAUACUUUGUUCCUCAGGUCCGCGACAUCCCCAUCCUUGGGCUCUACCUCGCUCGGAACUGGCUGUGGACCCUCAACCCAUCGCCCGCCUACGUCGGCCAGGGCAUCAUCAUGGGUCCAUCCACGUGCAUGCACAUGCUCUUCGGCGCUGUGUUGGGCUGGGGUAUACUCUCGCCGCUUGCGAAAGCGCGUGGCUGGGCUCCCGGCCCUGUGGACAGCUGGGAAGAUGGAAGCAAGGCGUGGAUUGUUUGGAUCUCGUUGGCUAUCAUGCUUGCAGAUUCCAUCGUCAGUCUCGGCUGGCUGGUGGUACGGCCACUCGUAUCAUACGCUCCCCAAGUGAAAGACAAGGUGCUUUCCAGUCGCAUCGGACGUCGCAUAUUCCCCGAGGCAGCGACAUCCCGCUCGCAUCAGCAUUCGUAUGUCAGCUAUUCUGCCCUGAGCCCUAUCACCGAAGAAUCAUCCUACCAGAGCCGUCUCUUUCCGCCCCCUGAGAGUCGCCCGAAAACCAGUGACGACAACGAGGAAGAUGCGCCGCCCUCGCAGCUUAUCUCUACCCGCACAGUACUUAUACUACUUCCGUUGACGUUGAUCCUGAACGUGGUUUGCAUGCACAUCGUGUUCGGCGACCUGAUGUCGCCCCUCCUAUCCAGCCUCGCCACCUUACUGGCCGUCCUGCUUUCCAUCAUGGGCGUUCGCGCGCUGGGCGAGACCGAUCUGAACCCGGUCUCCGGUAUCAGCAAGCUGACCCAGCUCAUCUUCUCCCUCGCGACCCCGGCCGCGCACUUCUCGCGCCGCACCGCCCUCGUCACCAACCUCCUCGCCGGCGCCGUCUCCGAGUCCGGCGCCCUGCAGGCCGGCGACAUGAUGCAGGACCUCAAGACCGGCCACCUCCUGGGCGCCAGCCCCAAAGCGCAGUUCUACGGCCAGAUGAUCGGCAGCCUGAUCGGCGCCGUGCUCUCCACCGCCGUCUACAAGAUGUACGUGAGCGUCUACGAGGUCCCCGGCCCCAUGUUCCAGACCCCGACCGCCUACGUCUGGAUCUUCACCGCCCGCCUGGUCACCGGCCAGGGCCUCCCCCCGAUGGCCUGGCAGGCCUCCCUGGUCGCCGGCGUGGUCUUCGUGGCCGUGACCAUCCUGCGCCUCGUCGCCGCCUCCCCCAUCGCCAACGCCGGCCACCGCGGCGUCUCCGCCCCCUGGCGCGACUGGAUCCCCGGCGGCAUCGCCGUCGCCGUUGGCAUCUUCAACGUCCCCUCCUUCACCCUCGCGCGCGCCAUCGGAGGCCUGAUCGCCUGGUGGUGGGCCCGUCGCCACGCUGCUGCUGCUUCUUCCGCUUCCACUUCCCCUGACGCGGAUCACCCGACCGCCCCGGAUGCGGCGGAUGGCCAAACUCCGCGCGUGCCGGCAACCCACCGCCCGCGGUCCGCUGAACAAGCCAGCAAGGACGCAGACGCGGCGUCGUCGACCGUCGUCGUGCUGGCAUCGGGCCUGAUCCUCGGGGAAGGCAUCAUCAGCAUCGUGAACCUCCUGCUCGCGAGUGGGAAGGUGCCUCAUCUUUAGAGUAUAUUGUAGAGAUCAGGUAGACUAUAGACAAGAGUCGAGCGCCACCGCUCGGCUUCUGGGUCUAGACACUACCUAGUAUAGACAAAGAGUUUAGCAUUCCUACUUGGACCGUGAAGAGCUCUUUUUGGAAAGAAAAUGAAAAUCAAAUGAAAUGAGAUGGCAUUCCUCUGACUUUUGUCUUUUUCGAGGCUGGGCUCAACAUCACCUACUUCUGCGCUCGGAUUGGACUUGUACACAUUCACAUAAAACAUUACAUACACGUCAACAAACACCCAAGAUUCACAUACAAGGGGGACACACCCUCUCAGGGGAAAAGAAAAGUAGUGUGAUAGAUAAGCUUUAUCCUUCUGCCGUCUUUUGCUCUCCGUGGUGCCUUCC